Molecule: messenger RNA, 2265 nt
Organism: Neoarthrinium moseri
Lineage: Eukaryota; Fungi; Ascomycota; Sordariomycetes; Amphisphaeriales; Apiosporaceae
Exons: 5
Coding region: 1-2265 (754 amino acids)
Source: RefSeq, a predicted model, not a curated record
AUGACGAAGGGCGAAGAUUCGAAAAGAUCAGUGCCGGACGAUGAGGUCCCCCCAGCCUACAGAGAUGCAGUGGAGCGGCCAAAUCAAGAACAAUAUGAACAGGACAGCAAGUCUGCUGUCCAUGAAGAGUCAAGUAGUAGCGGUUUCAACUCAGCCUGGCCAGAGGCCCAUCCAACCGUAGACACCUGUCUUGUGCAUCUCAAGCUGCUGAGAGCCUUCGAGCAGCUAAAGAGCAAGAUCGGAUAUACAGAUGGGCUAUGGGAAAUAUGGGACUGGCGCGCCCUGGGGAACGUGGAGGUCCUAGCCAAGUUACGGGAAAAGCGAUGGGCCCUAUAUGUCGCUCGAGCCGUUGACCGUUACCAGGCUUGGUGGAAAAGCUUCGUACCGGACAUGCUGACAGAGAAGGAUAUCUUGAAAGGAUCUCCCGAAGGCAAUCCUUCCAGGUAUGCGCAAUUCGCAGCAGCACAUGAACCAAUGAGAUGGACGAAGGACAUUUUACCACCACCUGACGUUUUGCUUGUCUGGCAUACCCACAUGCUCAACCCACGCAUCUAUCUAGAGGACUGCCUCCGAGUGGGCUAUGGCUCUCUAUGGAGUACAGGGCUACCCUGGAAUGUGAUCGAUGGAAUUAUAAACAGGAACUUCGAGUUUACUUCCUCGAAUGAGAGUGUUUCAAACUGGGUGCACAGGACUGAAACUCAAUGGGAUAACAUGCAAGAUGUCAUGUCGAAAGACAUCAAGUGCCCAGUAUGUUCAACAAUAUUGGAUGUUCCCUGGACAACCUGCGGACAAGCCCCGGAUUCCAAGGGCAAACCUGGCCUGGUUGGACAAGGAUAUGGAGAUGGUAGCUUCUCGUCCAGUUGCAAGAAUUGCAACGCGGUAGUUGAUGACGACGUCUUACGUGCCGCGAAAUUUCGUGACGAUCUGAAGAACUUGGUCACCAAGGAUUGGCCAAUGCCAGGGACUAUGCUAGACAUAAAGAAUGGCCUGAAUAACCUGCAGGAUGCCGAUAGCGACCAGUUGUUUCCUAAUCGGCUUGUUCGUCUGGGACUUCUCGUCGAGGUGACCAGCGCCUUCGAGCCCGGCAAUCCGACCAAGCCGAGCGUGAUGUUUAUCCGCGACAAGAUCCAGGACAUUACAGCACACCCCACCUACCGUCACAGCAAUGACCAGCUGAAGAAGAUUGAUAAAGGGAUCAGCGGUGUGGGUACGGUGGUGCCGCACAGGCUGUCCAGGAACGCAAGGGUUCAGACGAGGUCCAUGAUGUCGCGGUACUGGGAGAACUCAUCGAUAUUUGGACUAGAACUCAGGGGGGCGGUUAUGAGGCAGGGCGUCUUCUGUGAGAAGAUGUUCAAGAUCAACUGGCUCGAAAGCCCAACAGCAAAAUUCACGAUGGAGAAGCUGCUCAAGAAGUACGAGAGGUUCUUUGAGAUCUUGGCCGCACAUUCUGAUCAGAUCGUCACACCUACUCUAGAUGUGGACUUGGCAUGGCACACGCACCAGCUGAGUCCCAAGGACUACUAUCAUUUCACCGUGAAGAAGACUGGGUCGUUCACGGAUCACAACGACAAGGUGGACGAGGACAAGCUCGCGGUCUCGUUCGAUUGGAUGGCCAAGGUAUACCAGGAGAAAUAUGGGGAAGUAUACUCAGAGUGCACCUGUUGGUUCUGCGAGAGUCUGCGAUUCAAGAACGCCAGCUCACUAAAGAGUCGUAUCACAACCAACAAAGCAUCCGUAACGUCCGACGCCUGGCGGUCCGAAGCCCAGGGCGCCCGAGAGCCCCUUCACAUCUCGUCCCACCCGUCCGUCCACCCCCUGUCCGAACGCAACGGGUCCCGGCGGACGGAGCGCUUCAUAUUCCACAACGACCUGAACGACUCCUUCGAUAAGGCCAUCAAGCUCUCUACCAAGGGCCAGAAGAAGGGCUUUGCAUCCCUUUUCAAGGCCUCAACAUCGAAACCCCCAGGUUCGGCCUCCGCGCAAGGCAGCAUGGGGCCACGGGGCCAGGACGCGGUGACGCACUGGGGCAACACGGUGUCACUGCCUGGCCCGUGGGCGUCGCAGACGCACGUCGCGCUCACUGAGCCGAUGUACUCCAGUCCUCCGGGCGCCAUCCACGAGUCCGCAGGCCAGCCGGGGGUUUGUGCAUCGGGGACUUGUGGUGGCCAAGGGGGGUGUGGGUCGGGGGCCGUUGCGAUGUGUGGAGCCGGGUGUACGGGGAUGGGCAAGACGCCGUUUGGGCCCGGAUGCGCGGGAGGUGCAUAG